UAGGUACUACUUUCAUUUAGAAUUUUCAUUAAUUGAGAACAGAGAAUUCUGAACAAAAUAAAAGUAAUAAAAAGUUGACUUGAUAAUUUUCGCAAGUGUAAUACGGACGAUUUUUGCAUAGUCAGUUCACUUCGUUUCGCUUGCGUCGCUGGCGAAAUGGUUGUGUUUUCCCGUACUCGCCCACGUGAAGCAGACGUCAGCUAAGCGUGCUUAGUCACAUCUGCGUAUUCGAAUUGUUAAAAAGUUGUGAGUUAGUUAUUACCUUAUUGAAUUGAGCUCAGGGGCUUCAUUAGGAAAAUGGCAAAAAGAGUACAACCAGCUUGGAAUCCUCCAGAGCGAAAGAAUGUCCCGGUUUUGAAACUUUAUAAUAGUUUAACGAGACAAAAAGAAGAGUUUGUGCCUCAAUAUGGAAAUAGAGUUUUGUGGUACAGCUGUGGGCCAACAGUUUAUGAUGCUUCUCACAUGGGUCAUGCACGAUCAUACAUAUCAUUUGAUAUAAUGCGAAGAAUUCUUCAAGAGUACUUCAAUUAUGAUGUAUUGUAUGUUAUGAAUAUCACAGACAUAGAUGAUAAAAUAAUUAAAAGAGCCAGGCAAAAUCAUUUAUAUGAUACCUAUAUCAAUGAAAAUAAUAGUCUUGAACAAAUAACAAAGGAUGUUGCAGAAGUCAUGCUUAAUUUUGAAGAAAAAAUUAGGAAAACAACAGAUCCUGAUAAAAAAUGUAUGUUGGAAAAAAUGCAAGUAGUGUUGCAAGAGUCUAUAAAAAAACUAGAUUCUGUUAUUGAUCAAAAGAAUAAUGAAUUUAAUAGAGAAUUUAAAGAGACUCUAUUAAAAGAUAUCAAAGAUCCACUUUCUGAUUGGUUAGAUAGCAAAAAAGGAGAUACAGUUGAUGAACAUUCUAUUUUCAAUAAACUUUCACAAAAGUGGGAAGAAGAUUAUCAUGAAGAUAUGAAUGCCCUAAAUGUUUUAAAACCCAAUGUUUUAACGAGGGUUAGCGAAUAUGUUCCUGAAAUAGUUGCAUUUAUUGAAAAAAUAAUAGCUAAUGGUUUUGCGUAUGAAAGUAAUGGCUCAGUAUACUUUGAUGUUAAAGCUUUCGAUAAAAAAGAAAAACAUUACUAUGCUAAACUAGUACCUGAAGCAUAUGGUGACACUUCUUCAUUACAAGAAGGAGAAGGUGAUUUAAGUGUUUCGGCAGAACGAUUAUCGGAAAAACAUUCAAUAACUGACUUUGCAUUAUGGAAAAGCUCAAAAGCUGGUGAGCCUUGGUGGAAUUCACCUUGGGGUAAAGGUAGACCUGGUUGGCAUAUUGAGUGCUCUGUUAUGGCAUCUGCAAUUUGUGGUGGGAGCUUGGAUAUUCAUACUGGUGGUGUAGAUCUCAAAUUUCCUCACCAUGACAAUGAACUUGCCCAAGCUGAAGCUUAUUUUGAUAACUCGCAUUGGGUCAGGUAUUUUUUGCACUCAGGACACCUCACAAUUUCUGGUUGUAAAAUGUCCAAAUCAUUGAAGAAUUUUAUAACAAUUAAAGAAGCACUGAAAAAACACACUUCUAGACAAUUGAGACUAGCCUUCUUGUUACAUUCUUGGAAAGAUACAUUGGAUUAUGGAGAUGCUACUAUGGAAAUGGCUGUACAGUACGAAAAGUUUUUAAAUGAAUUUUUUUUGAAUGUAAAGUGUCGUAUUAGAAAAAUUAACCAUGGAAAAACCAUUGAAAUAUUUGAUAAAUGGAGUGAAAUGGAAUUAGACAUGAAUAAUAAAUUCUUUACUGCUAAAGAUAAUAUUCAUGCUGCUCUAUGUGAUAACAUUGAUACGAGAACGGCUCUUGAUGUUAUUAGAGAAUUAGUGACGAACUGUAAUAUUUACCUGAAAGACUGUCCCAAACCAAAUACACUAUUACUGCGUGAUAUUUCCGUUUAUAUAACGAAAAUAUUAACUAUUUUUGGAGCCAUCUCUGAACAUGAUUCAAUUGGGUUUCCUAAUGAAGGAGAUAUAUCAAGUGCAAACCUCGAAGAGAAAGUAAUGCCGUAUCUCGAAAUUCUUUCUGAUUUUCGAGAAAAAGUUCGAACUCACGCGCGCACAUUGAAAGCAAACGAUAUUUUGACCGAGUGCGAUCGUUUGCGAGAUGAUACUUUGCCGAAUCUCGGUGUGCGAUUGGAAGAUGACAGCGGCUCAGGAGCUCAGAUAAAGUUGGUCGAUCGUGAAUUAUUGUUGCGUGAGCGUGAAGCUAAGAAAAAAAUUGAAAACGCAAAAGCCGCCGAAAAAGAGAGGAAAAAAAUUGAAGCUGAAAAAGCAGCAGCUAUAAAAGAUGCACAAAGAAAGAUUCCACCAGAAGAAAUGUUUCGAAACGAAGAGGAUAAAUAUUCGCAAUGGGAUGAUAAGGGUCUUCCUACACAUGAUGCUAAAGGCCAAGAAAUUAGCAAAGGUCUUUCCAAAAAAUUGCAAAAGUUACAGCAACAGCAAGCAAAAAAAUACCAAGAGUAUAUUGAACAAAUGAAGAAUCUUGCUUUAAAUGAAGAUUUUUAAGUUUUAAGAAAAAAAAUUGUUUCAACAAUGCUUUAUAAUCCCAAAGACAUCCGGGCUUUGGCUCAUGAUAAGCGUCUUCAUCACAACCAACAAAGUCAGCUGACAAGAGGGAGCAUUUUUAAAAUGCUGGAAACGGGUGUUUUGCAUGAUGAAAAUGAAUUGAACUUCACGAUAAGAUUGAGUCGAUAUUAUGUGGAUGAGGGUAUUCCGCACCUUGUUUACAUUGAUUUUGAUAUAGAUGUUUUCAACACUAUAUUUUCAAAACAAGACGAAAUAAUGCAUUAUUUUAGACAAGGUGUUACCAGAACGAUUUGUCAAAAAAAAAAUAUUCAAGUUUUUAUUGUUGCGCAUGCUUCAAAAACAGGAUUCUUAAUUUGCUUUCAUGAUAUUCAAACUAAAUUCCGAGUGUACAUAACUGGUUCUACAUUUGAAGUAUUGAUUAGCACUCGUUUUGAUGUAUAUUCUGAAUACAAUAAGUUUUUAAGAGGUGAUUUUGAUGGGUGUACUGGCAAUUCGUACACAACUUAUAAUUCGUACGACUAUGACUCAUCUGAUAGUGACUAUUAUUAGCUGCUGGAUAAUUAAAAUCAUUAUUUGUAUGAUUUCUUAAUUUUUCAAUUUUUUAAUAAAAUGUAACAUUACAAAUACUAUUAAGAAUAAAUACAUGCAAAUUGGGUGGAACAUAA
This is a messenger RNA of Trichogramma pretiosum, 3203 nucleotides long. It is a transcript of the gene CysRS, whose product is annotated as cysteine--tRNA ligase, cytoplasmic. Lineage: Eukaryota; Metazoa; Arthropoda; Insecta; Hymenoptera; Trichogrammatidae. Gene Ontology annotation, molecular function: ATP binding; cysteine-tRNA ligase activity. The coding region runs from base 298 to 2517 and encodes 739 amino acids. The transcript is spliced from 12 exons. Gene Ontology annotation, cellular component: cytoplasm. The record is from RefSeq and is a predicted model, not a curated record. Gene Ontology annotation, biological process: cysteinyl-tRNA aminoacylation.